GUUACCUUUCUGUCAACCAACGUUGACAAUCAAUUUAUAAACCUAAGCUAAGAUAUAUACGUAUAGUUAACCUAACCUUACUUUUAAUUUAACAUUCAUUUACUAAAAAUAAAUAACGAUAAAAAUACGCAGAAAUCUAGAAUUCAUUUGAUUAAUUAACGCGAAAUGCGUAGCGUUUUAAUGUACUGAUAAGUCAAUAUAAUUUAGUAGUUCACAACUGGUUUGUAAGGACGAAGGUGCAGAAAUAUGGGAAUUUUGGAAAAGAUAUCUGAAAUUGAAAAAGAAAUUGCUAGAACUCAGAAAAAUAAAGCUACUGAAUACCACUUGGGCCUACUAAAAGCUAAGUUAGCAAAAUAUCGCUCGCAGUUAUUGGAGCCUUCUAAAAAGGGGGGAGAUAAAGGGGAAGGCUUCGAUGUGCUCAAAUCUGGAGAUGCACGCGUUGCAUUGAUUGGGUUUCCAUCUGUUGGUAAGUCAACUCUGUUGUCAACACUGACACACACACACUCUGAAGCUGCAAGUUACGAGUUUACCACAUUGACAUGCAUCCCAGGAGUGAUAGAAUACAAAGGUGCCAACAUACAGCUUCUGGACUUACCUGGUAUCAUUGAAGGGGCCGCACAGGGAAAGGGCAGAGGGAGACAAGUGAUAGCAGUCGCUCGCACAGCAGACCUUGUGCUCAUGAUGUUGGAUGCCACUAAACCCUAUGUGCACCGGCAGCUGCUGGAGAAAGAAUUGGAAAGUGUUGGCAUCCGGCUCAAUAAGAACAAACCUAAUAUAUAUUUUAAGGUAAAGAAAGGUGGUGGACUUUCGUUCAACUCGACGUGCCAGCUCACCAAGGUGGAUGAGAAGAUGGUGCAGAUGAUUCUGCAUGAAUAUAAAAUAUUUAAUGCUGAGGUGCUAUUCCGCGAAGACUGCACGGCGGACGAGCUGAUCGACGUGAUCCUGGCUAACCGAGUGUACCUGCCCUGUAUGUACGUGUACAACAAGAUUGACCAGAUCUCAAUACAGGAGGUCGACAGGAUAGCCAGGGAGCCCAACUCCGUUGUGGUCAGUUGCAACAUGAAGCUGAACUUGGACUAUCUUCUGGACACACUGUGGGAGUACCUCUCGCUGAUCAGAGUGUACACCAAGAAGCCCGGCCAGCCCCCGGACUUCGACGACGGACUUAUCCUCAGGAGGGGCGUGACAAUCGAACACGUGUGCCACGCGAUCCACCGCACCCUCGCGGCGCAGCUGAAGUACGCCCUCGUGUGGGGCACCAGCACCAAGUAUAGUCCGCAGCGCGUCGGACUCUCGCACACCGUCAACGACGAGGACGUCGUGCAGCUCAUCAAGAAAUAACACCCGCCCUCACU
Molecule: messenger RNA, 1355 nt
Organism: Plodia interpunctella (Indianmeal moth)
Lineage: Eukaryota; Metazoa; Arthropoda; Insecta; Lepidoptera; Pyralidae
Exons: 8
Coding region: 247-1341 (364 amino acids)
Biological process (GO): cytoplasmic translation
Cellular component (GO): cytoplasm
Molecular function (GO): GTP binding; GTPase activity
Source: RefSeq, a predicted model, not a curated record